CACCGUGUCUUACAAGAUGUGCUCUCUUACUUUCCAGUAUUUGACACUUUCACUGUUUCACAGCGGAACAGCAAAAGUGAUGGUGAAAUAAGAGACAUAAAAAUAUGCAACUCCUGGUUCUUAGAUUCUGAUCUCUAUUAACCCAGAAAUCAAAUUAUCAAAUUAAAGAGAUUUACGGGCUUAGGAUAAGAUAAAGAAUUUGGUUUCUUUCGGUAACCUUAGAAGUAUGCCCCCAGCUGAGAAUCCAAAGAGAAGGAUAGCAUUUGUGCUGAUUGAUGGAGUAGGUGAUGUGUCUAUUCCUAGAUUCGGGUAUAAGACCCCGCUACAAGUGGCUAAAGUACCCAAUUUGGAUGCUAUUGCUUCAGCGGGAGUUAAUGGGCUCAUGGACCCUGUUGAAGCGGGUUUGGGUUGCGGUAGUGACACUGCCCAUCUUUCUUUACUGGGAUAUGACCCAAGGGUGUAUUACCGAGGACGAGGUGCAUUCGAAUCAAUGGGGGCUGGAUUGGCCAUGUCACCGGGAGAUAUCGCAUUCAAGUCGAACUUCGCAACUUUGGAUGAGAAAACUGGUGUAGUAACAAGUAGAAGGGCUGAUCGUCAUUUUGAAGAAGAGGGGCCUAUUCUAUGUGCUUCUUUGGAUGGGAUGAAAUUGCCAUCGUUUCCCGAAUAUGAAGUUAGAGUCAGGUAUGCCACAGAGCAUAGAUGUGGAGUGGUUGUGAAGGGUCCUAACUUAAGCGGGAAUAUUUCUGGAACCGACCCUUUGAAGGAUAACCGCUUACUUCUACAAGCUGAACCCUUAGACGACACUGAUGAAGCAAAACACACAGCUGCUGUUGUGAAUGAAUUAUCGAAGGAAAUAUCACGUAUACUCGUAUCCCACCCUGUUAAUGCAAAGAGAGUAGUACAGGGAAAGAAUAUUGCAAAUGUUGUCCUCUUACGAGGUUGCGGAAUUCGAAUUGAGGUACCACCAUUUGAAAAGCAGCAUAACCUUCGACCAUGUAUGGUUGCUCCUACUAAGAUCAUUGCUGGUCUAGGGUUGUCUCUCGGCAUUGAUAUCCUUGAAGCUCCUGGAGCAACAGGAGACUAUCGUACCCUGUUAACUUCCAAAGCAUCUGCAAUAGCCAAGGCCCUUUCAGCUCCUUUAAACCCAUGCCCAAAUGUUUUUGUCCCAGGGGAGGAUGAGCACAAGCCUGGUCAUUCCGACGGAUAUGAUUUUGGUUUUCUUCAUAUUAAGGCUAUUGAUGAUGCGGGCCAUGAUAAAGCGAGCGUUUUUAAAGUCAAAGGAUUAGAAGCAGUUGAUAGAGCAAUUGGGCAGCUAGCUAAGCUCCUUUGGGAAGCGGAGUCAACAGGCAAGUUCGAGUACUUUUUAUGUGUGACAGGAGACCACUCUACGCCGGUUGAAUAUGGGGACCACAGCUUCGAACCUGUUCCGUUUGCACUAUGUCGACUACGAGAUUUUGUGGGUGCAAUAGGCAGUGAGUCAAUCCUCGGAGAAAUUUCCCUUGAACCUUUUCCGCUUCCAACUGUUAAAGCGGGGGAAGAUCUCCCGGAAGACUGUGUAUCUGAUGAUAACACGAUAAGAGCCUCAAUGCAGGCUUAUUCUGGUGAUUCUGUUUUCGAGCUAAGUGAGAUCGCAGCAUCACGCGGUUGUCUUGGCCGUUUUCCAGGAAGUGAAAUGAUGGGAAUCAUUAAUGCCUUUCUCAAACUCAAAUUUUAAGCUUCUUCCACCGGAAUUAGAGGUAAUCGACUAAUUAACAAUAACUUGUCGGAUUAAUUUCGAGGGGUUUGAUUUUACCUUUUCUGUAUUGUAACUUUCGAUGUCUCAAAAUACGUGAGUGAGAUUGUGUCACACAGGACUUGUUACGGAAAUUCCCAGAUAUUUGGAGGGGUUCGAUUUUACCCUUUCUAAUAAUCUUUUUUUGGUCGUAUUCCUCUUGUAUAAAACUUCAUUAUGUUAUUGAUGUUUACCACA
Molecule: messenger RNA, 1969 nt
Organism: Amaranthus tricolor (Joseph's coat)
Lineage: Eukaryota; Viridiplantae; Streptophyta; Magnoliopsida; Caryophyllales; Amaranthaceae
Exons: 6
Coding region: 227-1714 (495 amino acids)
Molecular function (GO): metal ion binding
Source: RefSeq, a predicted model, not a curated record